Messenger RNA from Prunus dulcis (almond), 1627 nucleotides. RefSeq lists its product as uncharacterized. NCBI's taxonomy places the organism in Eukaryota, Viridiplantae, Streptophyta, Magnoliopsida, Rosales, Rosaceae. Bases 752 to 1375 code for a protein of 207 amino acids. The record is from RefSeq and is a predicted model, not a curated record. The transcript has a single exon.
GCUGGAGUUUGUUUCUCAUACAAUGAAUUCUAACAAAUAGCUUCCAAAGUGAAUGUUCACUGAAGUUGAGUGUCUUUCCUUAAACAGGACAAUAGAUCUGAAAAUUGUUAUCAUAAAUUUACUUCUGUUAAGAACAUCAGAUGAUGUAUACCAUGUAGGAAGUGAGUCUUGUUCCAAAUAUAACUGAACUGAUCUACUUUUGAGCUUUCCUCUUCAUCUCUGCAUUAGUUCUCUCUGUAUGAAUGGGUUGGUUCAGAACUUCAUUAGGCUUAGUCAUCCAACCAUUACCAUAUUUUGGCAAACCAGAAAUUCUGCUUCCCUUAAUAAUCUACAAACGUUGACUAUUUCAUUUGAGUUUUAGCUCUAAACAUUUCAUUUACUUGAAUGAUUCUGCAAACAGGGCAUGCAAUGGGUUCUUCCUCAUUUUCAUUAUCUCCAUGUUGAUGGCCAAACAGGAAGAUAGUUUACACCAAAUAUAUUAUCUAUGUCUUCUAAAUGGACAAGGCAAAGGAAAAAUAUUUUAACAAUUUGCCAAUUUGUGAAGUAUUUUCUGUUCUCUGCUCUUGCAGUUGGUAUGAGCAAUUUAGAAGAGUUUGCACGUCACCUAACACUAACAGAGUCUUCACACAAAAUGAAUGAGAAUGAAUAAACCAUUCAAAACCUAAACUCAUCCCCUUGGCAAUCCCCAUUCCUUAUUAAUUAUUAUCACCCACAAAGAGAGCCUAACUAAACUCAAGAAAACAAGAAGCUUAUGAAAGCACAAAACUGUAUAAAUACAAGGCUUAGCCUAAAACACCUAAAAACCAUCCAUCUUUUCUCUUCACAUCUCACAUGUACUAGCAGAAGGCAGAAGAUAGCUGGCAUGGAGAGAGUCAACAUUCUUACUUUAACCUUGUUUGUAGCUUCCCUACUAUUUGUGCCCAAGAUGGAGGCACAGCGUCUAUUCCCGCCUCCCCGCCCUCUUUGUGCUUCACAAUUUGCGCUUGCUAACUAUGCAUGUGCAUUGCUGCCCUUCACUCCAACUCCCCUUCCGACACCACCCUCCCCUCCCCCCUCUUCUCCCCCCGAUGAUGACGGAGGUCAGGAACAGGAACACGAACAUGAGCACGGGCAUGGACAUGGGCACGGACACGGGCACGGGCAUAGACAUGGUCAUAAUAGGCACAGGCAUGGGGGGCACCAUGAACCCUCACCCUCACCUGCAGAAGAUAACUGUUGUAGAUGGUUGACCCAGCUGGAUAAUGAGUGUGUGUGUGAGUUGCUGGUGCACCUGCCUACAUUCCUCCUUAAGCCUACACAUGCCUACACUGUAGCUGUCGGGGAAUUCUGUCGUGUUACCUACACGUGCGGAACUCCGAUCAGGAUAAAGGUCUGAAUAAAACAUCUUACUACCCUGUGAAGCCCGGCGGUACUUAUCAGAGUACGGAGAAUUUUAUUUAUAUAUGCUGCUUGCUAUGUUAAGUGUUAUGACAUUUAAAUGGUACGUAUAUGAGUGUAAUGCUGAAUCUUGUCAUAGUGUGGUGUUCGUUUAGCAGCUUAUAUUUCUAAUAAUUUUGAGCUUUCAACAUAGAUUUGAAGUUGUUGCAGGAGAAGACGAACACAAACUCAAUUACCUAUCAAUAUAAUU